GAGAAUGUAUUUGUAUUGUAUGUAUGUAUGUAUGUAUUUGUCUGGAAUGUCAUAAAAACAAAUCUAUAUACAAUACGUAAAUAUUUGAAAAAAUUCUAAACGUGAAACGUGGUUUCACAAGGUUAAAUUAAUAUUACAUACGUUUCAUGUUCUUGCUAUAAUAUAUCAGUUUAUUAAAGAUAUUGAUUCAUACGUACAACACGUAAAUAAUCGACGACAUUUAUUAAUAUAUGUAUACAUAUACAUUCCAAUGCCUAUAUGGGUAUCUUAUUUAACGUUUACUGGACAGUGUGUCUUUGCAAAGCUAUUAAUUAGUGUGGGUACAGUUUUAAACAAAAUUAAAGCCGAGACAUCAAAAUGUUGACUCCACGAUUUGAAAUAACUCAAACUGACACUGAAGUUUCAAUCAUUAUUUAUGCACCAUAUGCCAAUAUUAAAGAUACGGAAGUUUAUGUGGAGAAAACGGAUUUCAGAUUUUAUUCUGCACCAUAUUAUUUAAGGUUAAUUCUACCAGGUGAAAUAGAGGAGAAUGAUUCUUCUUUUGGAUCAUAUGAUUGUGAGAAGGGAGAUUUUUCUUUAAGAUUUUCAAAAGUACAUAAAGGAGAACAUUUUGAAAAUUUAGAUAUGAUAACUACUUUACUAGCACCAGCAAAGAAGAAGACCAAUAUUAUGCCCAACAUUGAAGUAAUUGGAAAUCCCUCAGCAAAUUCAGAAGACAUUAAUGACUCAUCCAUUGAAAAUGAUUCCAUAGUUAAUGAUAGUGGAAAUGGGGAUGAAUGGUAUAUGGACCAAAAUGUUCCUACAAGCACUAUACCUCCUUUGACUACUUCUCCAAAAUAUGGUUUCGCAAAUAAAGUUUCUGGAGCUUUGGCAGCUUUUGAGUCAGCAUGGAUUAAAGAAAUAGUAGAUCUUCCAUCGCCUGAUACCAUACCCGAAUCUGAAAGGAAAAGCUUACGAGAGAAGACUGAACAUUCAGACUUUAAUAAUGAACACUACUUAGCAGAUUUAAUGCAACCAGAGUAUACAGAAGUGUACAUAAAGUAUACUCCAGAGUGGGACACACUUGAAAAAGAACAUGUUGUGCUAAAUGACAUAGAAGUGGAUAUACUAAAGGAACUCCCGAACAAAGAAUAUCUGUUAACCCAUGAAGAAACAUAUAAAUUGCUUUUAAGUUUAGUUGAUAUUUUAUUUGGUAGUUGUUAUAAUCAUAGAACUACUUUAGGAGAUAAUACAGUCGAAAGUAGUUGGACCAUUAAUAAACUGAGUUCUACUUUGUCUUGGUUUGAAGACUUUCCUGAUGGAGAAGAAGUUAUAAGAGCAUGUUUUAGAAGAUCAUUAUGUUACCCUCUUUUUAGGAACUGGGAACUUUCUCUGAAAGUUCUGGAAGAUGUUAAGAAGGUUAUUAAAUUGGGUAAAAAAUAUAUUAUAAAACGCUUUUGCGAAAUACACAGUCUGUUCAACAAUUCAUGCGAGCCACGGUAUAUAUUGAAUCAGUUAUACAUAAAGGAUUAUUUAGUGUGGCUACAAAAAAUUAACGAAUCUUCAAUAGAAUCUCUGAAUUCGCUAAUAGCCAAUAUUGAACCAAGCAAGGAAGAUAUGGGUUUCGACUUAGUGGAACUAGAGCAUGCAGCUUAUUCAGUUCAAGAGGAAGAUCUGAUUAUAGAAAAUUCUGUUCAUGAAAUAGUGGACCAAAUGGAUGACUUAGUAAUUAAUGGCAACGUACAGGAUAAGCCAAAGACUAUAUACUACAUUAAAGACAAACAUUCUUUAAAGUAUUUAUUAUCGAGCAGUUCAAGUUCAAGCGACAGCAGCGAUACAGAUUCAGACAGCGAUUCGGACAGUAGUACUUCCAGUACAUCUACUACAAGCCACAGUACUUUAGAUUCCGACGAUGCAAGCGAACCCGAGUAAAUAUGCAAGUGUCGCGUUCAAUGUUUGAAUUUUGGUCAUUCAACUGCCUUUAUCUGGAUAAAGGCAAAUGCAUUUUUACGUCUUUAUCUGGAUAAAGUCAUAAUACCAGGAAACUUGCAAGUGACCAUUUUGGAAAUACUUUCGUUUACUUAACUGUAUUGUACCAUACGUGUCCAAAAACUGUACAUACGCGACUUAUACUAUUUGCAAGAUCCACAAUAUGGUUCCGUGUUUACAACCAGCUUUCUAUAAACUUACAAUAUACAUAAACUUAACAAUAGCCGUGUGUAUGUGUAAGCUAGAUUCUCCUGCCUAUUUUACAACAGUGUAAUAGUUAUUAAUGGAGCGAACAUGUACAAUAUAUAACAGUAGCCUUUCCGUAAUAUACAUUUAUUAAAUAAAUAUGAUUUAUUUGUUAAAGAA
Messenger RNA from Megalopta genalis, 2334 nucleotides. RefSeq names its product protein SHQ1 homolog. Lineage: Eukaryota; Metazoa; Arthropoda; Insecta; Hymenoptera; Halictidae. The record is from RefSeq and is a predicted model, not a curated record. Gene Ontology annotation, cellular component: nucleoplasm; cytoplasm. Gene Ontology annotation, biological process: box H/ACA snoRNP assembly.